Malurus melanocephalus (red-backed fairy wren) is the source of this 4313-nucleotide messenger RNA. RefSeq names its product cytosolic phospholipase A2 epsilon-like. The coding region runs from base 126 to 2660 and encodes 844 amino acids. NCBI's taxonomy places the organism in Eukaryota, Metazoa, Chordata, Aves, Passeriformes, Maluridae. The record is from RefSeq and is a predicted model, not a curated record. Gene Ontology annotation, biological process: glycerophospholipid catabolic process. Gene Ontology annotation, cellular component: cytosol. Gene Ontology annotation, molecular function: calcium ion binding; calcium-dependent phospholipid binding. The transcript has 21 exons.
AUCCAUACAACUCUUCUUCCCAGCCACAGCUGCUUGGAAAAUACUGUGGUCCAGGAGCACCUACCAGCUGGGAGAGACACAGACUGGAGCAUUAUAGGGGUGCCUUUUAUCAAAUAAAGAUACCAAUGGGAUCAUCGGCCUGUUCACCUUUGGAUGGGUUAAUCCGAGCAAACCUGCACAGGAAGAUUGGAAUCAGGAGGAGGAAUGGUGAAAGCCCGUGCAGUGCUGAGGAUGAGCCAGAAGUGCCUCAGUUGUGCUGGCUUUCUGUAAAAAUCAUAAGAAUGAGAAAUCUCCGCAGAGCAGAUCUGUGGAGCCAGACUGAUUGCUACAUCAAACUGCKGCUGCCGACAGCUUCACACCGGGAAAUCCGGACAAGAACAGUACACAACUGCAGAAACCCUGCCUGGAAUGAAACUUUCCACUUUGUGAUUCAGAGUGCAGUSAAGAACAUCCUGGAGCUGACAGUCUGUGACAAGGAUACUUUUACACCAGAUGACGAGCUUAUGACUGUUUGCUUYGAUGUGGCUAAAAUUCAACCUGGAGAAAAAGUUCACCUGAAUUUUGAGCUGAAUCYAGAGACUAAGGAAGAACUAGAAGUGGAAUUUCUACUGGAAAACAUACCAGGUGUAUCUGAGAAGAUCAUUACUAAUGGCGUACUCGUGUCUCGUGAAGUUUCCUGUUUGGAAGUACAUGUGAAUGCAACAAAAAUGAGGAGUUCUUGCAAAAGGAGAGAUUUCACGUUCACGAUGAAAGGAUCCUAUGAAGAAACCCGGGAUAUUUCCAUAGGUCCUCACUGCAGACCAGGAAGCAGUGAAAGCACCAGGUUCCACUACAGCAAACACAGUGAACCCCGGCUGCUCAUGACUCUGCCCAAGGAGUGUUUUUUCUGUUGUCAUGGCUCAGGUAGGAGGGAAAUGGAUSUAAGUGGUCCUGUGGCUGUGCCUCUGCAUUCUCUGGACUUGGGAAAGAAAGUGACAGUGAUGAGAAGAGAAUCCUAUGAGGUGUCUGUGAAGGAGGAAAAUGGCUGCAAGAAUUUGGAUUUGCGCUUGGGGUUUGAUCUGUGCACGGAGGAGCAGGAGUUCAUCUGCAAAAGGAAGAAGGUGGUUGCUGCUGCUCUGAAAAGUGUUCUUCAUCUAGAUGAAGACCUGCAGGAGGAUGAGGUGCCGGUGGUGGCAGUGGUGACGGCCGCAGGGGGAGUGCGCUCCAUGACCGCGAUGUUCGGCAGCCUCCUGGCUCUGCAGCAGCUCGGGGUCCUGGACUGUGUGUSCUACAUCAGUGGUUUAUCUGCCACRACAUGGACCAUGUCAAAGUUAUAUGAAGAUGCAAAUUGGUCCCAGAAGGAUCUCAGAGGGCCCAUUGGCGAUAUCAGGAAACACGUGACCAAGAGCAAGCUGCACUGUUUCUCUUUGGAUCACAUGAAAUAUUAUGAAGAUGAGCUCUGUGAGAGGAAGCAAGAGGGGCACAAGGUGUCCUUUACAGAUUUAUGGGGACUCUUCAUUGAUUGUAUGCUGCAUCAUCAGGGAAGUACUCACAAACUCUCGGAUCAGCAACUAGCAGUAAACCAGGGGCAGAAUCCACUCCCCAUAUACCUGUCCCUCAAUGUCAAGGAUGACUUUAGCACUUUGGAUUUUAAAGAGUGGGUGGAGUUCACACCUUAUGAGGUGGGGCUGCUGAAAUAYGGGGCCUUUGUUCGUUCAGAGGAUUUUGGGAGUGAGUUCUUCAUGGGUCACCGGAUGAAGAAGAUCCCAGAAUCCCACAUCUGCUUCUUGGAAGGCACAUGGAGCAAUAUAUUUUCCCAUAGUUUUAUGGAUGCYGUCUACCUCUCAGGUCAUUCAGAACACUUCUGGCACAGAUGGACUCGAGACACUGAGCAAGACAUUGAGGACCAUCCUGCUCUGCCCAAGAGGCCCCACGAACAGACAGCCUCCUUGUCCAUUCCCAAAGGUUCCCUUUCCAAAACUCUCAGACAAAUGAUGACCGGACGGCCGGUGGUUUCAACUUACCAUAACUUCCUCAAGGGCUUGCAGCUACAUGACAAGUAUUUGGAGAAUGAGAACUUUUGCAUGUGGAAAGACACAGUGCUGGAUUCUUCUCCCAACCAGCUGAAUGAAAUGAGUGACUACCUCAAGCUGAUAGACACCGCUUUCUUCAUCAACACCAGCUGCCCACCCGUCCUGAGGCCAGAGAGAAAAGUGGAUGUCAUUAUCCAUCUGAAUUACAGUGGAGGAUCACAGACUCUGCCCCUGGAACUAUUCUCAAAGUACUGCUUGGAGCAUGGGAUCCCWUUCCCCAGCACAGAGCUGAGCCAGGAGCACCGGGAACACCUGAAGGAGUGCUAUGUGUUUGAGGACAGCUUAGAGGCACCAAUCUUGGCCUAUUUYCCACUGGUGUGUGACACUUUCCAAAAAUACAAGGCACCGAACUUGGAGCGCAGUCCCGCGGAGAUGGAGCAGGGAAGGGUGGAAGUGUCCAACUGUGCUGCUCCCUAUGGCACUGGCCUGCUGACCUACACUGAGGAGAACUUUGACAAACUGCUCAAYCUGUGCAGCUACAACAUCCUGAACAACAAACAGCUCAUUCUUCAGGCUUUGAGAACCGCGGUGGAACGAAAGAAGCGACUAAAAAACUAUUUGGCACCAGAUUCACGUAAACAGCCUUGAAGUGUGUUUUGAAAAAUCUCAUCAGAAGGAGAUGCACAAACGUUUUGRUACUGGACUAAUAAAUAUUCACCUGCUGCAAAUUCACAGAUGUUUGUGAUGGCAACAGAAUUUGUGAUACCAACUCUUUGACUUCUGCAACAGUGAGAUGYCAGUGUGUAGCUGCUGCUGCUACAGUUUUAUUCCCACUGCCAUCCCAAGAACAGCGUUCAUGAGAUUCUCGUCCUUGUUCUAGAAAAUGGGUUGCUAAAGAAAAUACAUUUGACUGGUUGUUCUUAGGUCUUAUUUUCUGUUGUAUGCAACAAUAUACAUGCAGAGUAAUAGMUGCUGUACAUAUACUAAGUACCCAUGCAUAAUCUUAUUAAAACGAAAUUUAUAGUUGAAGUCAUUGAUGUAUGGGGUUUCAUUAAGUUCUAUGGACUCAGCUCAGCUAGCGAGUUGUUCUGGGAAAAAGUCAUUCUUGCUUCUGAUACCGAGAACCAAAUCUCUAGGGAACAAUGAGCUUUGCUAAGAACCUUUGAGGAAGAAUGAAAGAAAAGAUGCCAAUUCAACUAUGAAAGAUAAAAAUUGGAAGGAAACYCUGCUUUCGAGAAUGCAGAUGCCUGGAAUGAUAAUGCCAGGAGAGAACAUUUUAUGUUGUUACCUCCAAGACUGUCCUUUUCAGUGCAUCAUUUCAUUCAGCAGGCGGUAACACCAGCAGGUGUCUGUCAAGAUUUGCUGCAAUAUAAAUCAAACCACUAAAGUCUCCCCUUCAUAAGAGGAACCUGUUGGCAGUAACCUUUGUGUCUCCUUUUCAUGGAUCUAAAGUGGUCAAAUCCAACGACUUUUCUCAGAUACUGAUAGAUCUUUCUGUUUCACCAGCCCUCUUAAGCAGAAAGUCAGUUUUUCACCUUCUUUCCUUGCCCUUGGUCAGGAUGAAUUGAUGUUAUGUGUCACCAGUAAAACUGCAAUAGUUUUCUGUGAGUAAAGAAGAAAAUGAAGAUGUCACUCUGACAGCYCAGUUAUGCUCAUAACUUUAUUUUUAAACAAUAAUGAAAUGGGGGUUUAAAAAUGUGAUUAUUUCACAAAAUAUCUCUUAAGUAUUUAAAAGAUUUUCAAGAUUCAUUACUAGAGCACCAGGAGGGUGGAAUAGAAGCAGCUCAAUAYGUGCUUGGUGCAUUUCACCCACUGGUUUUUGGUGGUUGCAACACUUGGCACUGGGCCUCAGGUUUAGUCACCCAAGGUGUGGUGAUGAUGUGUGUUUUUGGCAGCUGAUAUGGAAAAUUAGGAUGGCUUAGAAGAGCUGAGGAAAGGGAGUCCAUUUUCAGAAAUCUGGGCCUAUUUAGCUUGCCACUAAAAACCUUAGGUUGCCUCAAUGGUCUCGCUUAGCAGCUCAAUGCUUUGACCUAAGUCAGACAAAUGCUGGUGUUUGUSUUGGGGUCUGCUCCAAGGAUCUUACACUGCAUGAGACAAAUGUUUUAGCUGGGAGGUCUUAUGGUCAAGCUUAAAGGUCUUGCCUUGAUGGCUUGUGUGAUGUCUCCAAAACAGAUUCAUUACUUUUUCUUGUUUGRGGAAGAAARGGCUUYUUAUUCCAUUCUGUUAAAGCCUAUUCAUGCUGUCCCCAUUGCAGCCAUAGCUCAGAAUCCUGCCURUGAUGUKAUGGUGAAAGGCAGCAUA